CCGCCUCUAACUGGCCCUGGGUGCGCCUGGGGCAAAUGCGCCUCUGGUCGGCUCUCCCCUGCGCUUGGAAAGCGACCCCCGUGCGCCCCGGGUUCAAAGGCCCGACGCGGCAGCUCCAGCCCCUCAGAGGGGCGGGGAGGCGAAGGGGGUGGUGCGGGAGCCAGAAAAGCCCGAGCCGCAGCCGGCCAGCCCAGCGCAGGGAUGGGCAGCGAGCUCUGAAAGUUCGUGACCGCCGCAGCCAACUAACUUUUAGCCGGGUCGCACAGCUCAGGCAGCGGCAGGACUCGAAAGCUGUACCCGGUCCCAGUGCCCUUUCGAGAUCACAAGCGGCCACCAUCUAGGCCGGGUGCUCCCGCGCCUGAUCAGGGUUCAUGGAGCCCGGGCUGUGGCUCCUUCUCGGGCUCACAGUGACCUCCGCUGCAGGAUUUGUCCCUUGCCCCCAGCCUGGGGGCUCUGGCAGGACCAGCGUGUCCCAGGGCCCCCCUGAAGCUGGGUCAGAGGGGGACUGUGAAGAGACUGUGACUGGCCCCGGUGAGAGGACUGCUGCUUCCACAGCUGCACAGCCUGCAAAUCCUGGAAGCUCUGGGCAGGAUCAGGGACCAGGCAGUUCUGGGGAGCAGGGGGCCCCUGCGCCCCACCGUCCUCGGCGCUGCACAUGCUUCACUUAUAAGGACAAGGAGUGCGUCUAUUACUGCCACCUGGACAUCAUCUGGAUCAACACUCCUGAACAGACUGUGCCCUAUGGACUGUCCAACUACAGAAGAAGCCUUCGGGGAAAGCGGUCCUCAGGGCCAUUUCCAGAAAGCUCUCAGCCUUCUCCACGGACACGCUUGCGCUGUGCUUGUACAGGGAUGGACGACAAGGCCUGUGCACACUUCUGUGUGCACACUGCAGAUGUCAACAGUGAUUCCUGGAGAGCAGGAAGACGAGCUGCAGAAGAGAAGGGGGAGACCAGAGGCCCACACCAGAGGAUGAAGUCAAGGACAGAUAAAGCAGGCUGGCCAUAGCAGGCCACUACCAAUGCUUCUUGCUUCCUGCAGCAGACUUCACCCUCGCUCUCUCUGCCUGCCAACUGCCUUCCACGAAAGAGCCAUUGUGCUUGUGCUGACAAGGUUCAAAUUUCCUCUUUAGGGACAAGGGGAGAAUUGACCUGAGUGAAAAAAAAAAAAAAAAAGAAAGACCCA
Molecule: messenger RNA, 1184 nt
Organism: Onychomys torridus (southern grasshopper mouse)
Lineage: Eukaryota; Metazoa; Chordata; Mammalia; Rodentia; Cricetidae
Gene: Edn3
Product: endothelin 3
Exons: 5
Coding region: 372-1007 (211 amino acids)
Biological process (GO): vein smooth muscle contraction; regulation of systemic arterial blood pressure by endothelin; regulation of vasoconstriction
Cellular component (GO): extracellular region
Molecular function (GO): hormone activity; endothelin B receptor binding
Source: RefSeq, a predicted model, not a curated record